UUCAGGUGUCAAGGUCGUUUUUGUAUGCAAAAGGUGAAGAAUGCCUCUACCUAACUUUGAUUCUAUAAAAAACAUCGCUGUUGGGAAAGAUAACCCAAAUAAACUACAGGUUGUGCACAUUCUGAAGGGUAUCACAGAUCACGAAGUUCCACCAAAACAAAAGCAUAUUCGUGGUAUCAUUUUAGCUACAUUUAGCUGGAGGUCAUCGUCAUUCUUCUACGACACCGCACUUAAACUCGCCAUUUACACUAAUCCUGUGGUCUGCUGGAAGUUUCUGUAUGUCAUCCAUAAAUUGUUUCGAGAUGGACACCGCGAAUGCAUAAACGACGGGCUUCGUCACGCAACCAGAGUUUCCCAGUUACAAUCUGCUUGGAGUAACCACGCAACUAAAUGUGGAUACCCGAUCGUGGACUUCUGUCAAUUGAUAACCAGAAAGAUUCGCCUACACAGAAAAUAUGGAAUAUUACCUGGGAGUUUAGAGCUAACUCCUAGUGAGCUAAAGAGUUGUCUUUCUGCACAAUUAGACCACUUAUUUCAGUUCAGUGUCGAUCUUAUGGAUAUGUUAGAAGAAACGUUACGCUUCAAAGAUGUUGUGUUUCUUUCUGUGGAGGGUAUCCAGGCCGCUUCAUUCACUCCGUCUGGUCAGUGUAAACUUAUUCCACUUGUUCAAUGUAUUCAAGAUGCUGCAGCUCUCUAUGAACUAAGCGUACAGGUCAUCUUUAAGCUUCAUGAGUUGUUAGGCAACGGAACGAUGUCGGGUCACCGAGAACGCUUCAGAGAUCUUCAUAUUUCUGUGAAGAAAUUUUUCGAAAAUGUAUCCCACAUGCAAUACUUUCGUUCGUUUGUUCAUAUACCUUCAAUCUCGCAGAAUCCACCAAAUUUCUGUAUUCAGUCAGAACUGAAUGAACAUACUGCACUUAGAGUUACGAUGAAUGACAAACCGUCACUACCAUCACCGCCAACAUCAUGUUCACUGUCAUCAUCGACCGUAGCACCGGUAGACGAAAGAGACAGUCUGCAUUCAGGUGAUGAAGAAAAUUCUUUUGAGUUGGCUAUUGAACUUAAUAAUGUAUCACAAAUUAAUUCGACCAGGAUGUCAACUGAAAAGCAGGUACUAAUUAAAUUAGGUACUGAAAGCACGGAUGUGAAUGACAAAACGGACAUGUCAUCAAAGGAGGUGAGAAUGAACGUUCAGGAUCCCAGUGUCAAUGAUAACUAUCACAAUAAUAAUACUAAUAAUAAUUUGAAAAUAAAUUGGAACCCGUUUUUGGAUAAUUCAAUCCAAACGAAUAACCAUGCAUCAUCGCCUUAUCAGACUCAUGUAACAGAUGAGAACCAUGAAGUACUCAUUGAAGUGGAGUUAUUGAAGUCUGAAAUAGAAAGAUUAAAAGCAGAACACCAUGAACAAUCGUAUUCACUUUUAAAUCGUAUACGAAUAUUAGAAGAUGAAAUCAAAGAACUUGUACAAUAUAAAUCGAAUCAUGAGGAGCAACAAGUAAACUAUGAGACAAAAUUAACUGAACAACUUUGUCAAGCUCAAAUGUUUGAGGAGAAAUUUUUAAAAUUAAAAGAAGUCUAUGCUAAACUACGUGAAGAACAUGUUGUUCUAUUAAAAAAUUAUGGCAAUGUCCAACGAAACUUACAACAAGAAACUCAACAGAAUCAAGACUUGAUGAAAACAAUUGAAAAUCUUCGUCAUCAGCAAAUAUCUUCAUCAUUAGAGAAAGUCGAAUCAUUGCCUGAAUCUGAUAGUCAAGUUGAUCAAAGCUUAGAUUUACAGAAUCAAUUGAAUACCUAUAAAUCAAAAUUCGAUUCUAUAAGCACUGAAAAAGAUCAACUCACUGUUGAGCUUACUUUGAUCAAAGAAAAAUCUUAUUUAAAUGAUGAGAAACUUUCUGAAAGUCAACAAUUAUUAAAGAAUUAUGAAAUGAAAAUUUCUGAAUUGACUAAUGAAUUAGAAGUAUUAAACAAUCAAUUUCAUCGAGAGAAAUUAUCUCCAGUUAAAAAAGAUAACAUAUCCAACGGAAAUAUUAUUGACAAUCAUCAUCAUCAUCAUAAUCAUGCUGAUAACAAUCAUGAAUUCACAAUACUACAGAUGAAUAAGUUGAGAAAAUUAAUUCUAACGAAUACAAUUGAACAGACAUUAUCUGUGCUACAAACUAAUCAAACUAAUAGACAACAAUCAGAUCAAUUCACAGAAGUGUAUAUACAUUGUUCUCCAACCUACUUUUUGAAUUAUUUAUCACAAGUAAUGAAUCAUUUUAAUUUAUUCAAAUCUACAUUAACCGACUAUUUAUGCAACAAUGAAAGCGGUCUGUGUAAUUUAACUGAAUUGAUUCAAACUGCAUUCUAUAUUGGUCAGCUAAAUUCUGAGUUAUCUUUACUAUCUCUGUACUCCAAAUCGAUAUGUCAAUCAAACGCUACCGGUGACUCCUCAUUUGAAUGUUUACAUAAUGUAAACUCAAUUGUAAACGAAUUCACACAAUUACUUAAUGCACUUUUACAAUUCAACAGUACUAAUCAUGAUGAGGAUAUAAAAAAUGAUAAUAAGGAUAAAGACAUUUGUUGUAAUCAAAUUAAACAGCAUUUAUCUGUGAUACAUCAUCAAUUAGAUUCAAUGUCUAUUGAAUUAAUAAAUUUAUCAGAUCAUGUAUUAUCAAAUGAUAACAGUACUGUUGACAUUUUAUCAUCAACCAAUCUGAUACAAAAAGAAAUGGAAGCCACAUUUGAUGCUAUCACAAUGGCUGAACAAAAAUUCCAGGAAUUAAUUAUGGAAUCGAAAAAAAUGUCAACUAAUCAUGAAAAUCUUCAAGUCAAUUCACUUAUAUUAGAUUGUUGUUCGGAAUUGUUACUUAGUGUUAGUGAACUAGUGAAACAAUCUCAAAUAAUUCAAAAGGAGUUUGAAAGUUCAUCAACAUCCGUUGAGUUUUAUAAACCUUAUAAUCGUUGGACUAAGGGUCUUUUAUCGGCUGCUAAAUUUGUCGGUGCUAGUGCUAAUGUCAUGGUUGAAAUAGCUAAUUCUAUAGUUUGUGGAAACGAUGUGAAAUUAGAGCGUUUAAUUGUAAUCUCACAAGAAAUAGCUGCUGGUACAACUCAAUUGGUUUAUGCAACUCGUGUAAAAACUACUUCACCAUCUGAAAUGUUCAAUAAAUUACAAUUAACUAGUAAAGAAGUAUGUAAAUGUGCUGGGAAUUUGAUUGCAUGUGUAAAAAUAGCAAUGGAAGCAAAGGAUAUAGAAGAACUCGAUUUUAGUAGUCUUACAUUAACUCAAGCUAAACGAAAGCAAGUUGAACUACAAGUGAAAAUUAUUGAAUUAGAAACCUCAUUAACCAAUGAACGACAACGAUUAGCUCAAUUAAGAAGAGAUAAUUAUCAAUUAUCAGCUGAAGUAGAGUUGGUCAACGAUAGAUCUUGAAAAACUUCCACUGAAGAUUCAACGAGUAGAGCGAUCUACAAAUUUCAAAUCUGCCUUCCGUAUAACAUGUAAAUAAAUGUAUUUCAAAAGCUUAUCUAUCUACUUUAUUAUCAUUAAAAUUCCCCCUACAACUGCUACCACCAAUUCACUAAUCAAUGAAUAUAUACAUACACUGUUAUACGCACCAAAGUCUUUCAUUAUUGUUAUGUGCUUGUAUCAACAACAUAACGAAGAGUGAUGAAAAAACUUAUACAUAACUUUACAUUUGAUGCUAAUCAUUUUUCUUUUUACAUUACCUCACAUUGAUUAUUCAGUGAUAAAAUAGCUUUCGUUUUUCCUACACAGUGGAACACCGCUUUUUCCUUUGUUUCGUUUUUGAACUAGAAAAAUGGAGCGAAGGAAUGAUCUCCUUCUUUUUCUUACUUGUUCGGUCAUAUUUUCUGUUCUCCCAUUCCUUAAGCUUAUUUAGAACUAUUGACUUUUCACCAAUUAUAACAAUUCGUAAGAGACUGCUGAACUUUCCCGGUUAUUUUACAAUAUAUGUUGUGUUUUUAUCAAUUCGUAACGUGUGUGGAUCGGAAGCAUCAUUAUUGACUUCUUUCUGAUGUAGUACACGAUUUAUUGUUACUAUUAUGUUAAAUGAUAACAUAAUUGUACUGACUAAAUCAUUUUCAUAGCACAGCUCACAUAUUCCUUCAAUUAUCUACAUAAAUAUUUCAAUGAUUGAC
Schistosoma turkestanicum is the source of this 4143-nucleotide messenger RNA. The record is from the annotation of a GenBank genome assembly. NCBI's taxonomy places the organism in Eukaryota, Metazoa, Platyhelminthes, Trematoda, Strigeidida, Schistosomatidae.